AUGGCUCCUCCCACCCCCGCCGAAAGCGAAGCUCAUCAGCGACUCCUGGACUCGCUCGACAUAGCGGCCGUUCCGCGUCCCUUCCGAAGCCAGACCUGGAAACCUUCUCAGCGACGAAACAAGAACGUCAAGCAGCUUCUCUCCGACAGCUCUAGAAGGGAGGCUUCCUCAAUGGCCACCCAGGCAAACUCCGGCGCGACUACCCCUGGAGCUUCCGCCACCACAGAUGGGAGCCAGACCCCUGCCGAGGGCGUCCAGCGCGGAGCAAACAUCGCUCAGGCCGCACAGAGCCUCCAAACACUUGUUCUAGAGAAGAAUGCACGCGCUGCGUUCUCCUCCGGUCCCACCGUAACCUACACAAACAUUGAAUCUGCUCCUUCGCUUCACGCGUCGCAGCAACGACCAUAUUGUGACAUUACUGGACUGCCGGCUGCCUACACAGACCCAAAGACCCGGCUGAGGUAUCAUGAUAAGGAGGUUUUCGGCGUUGUUAGGACACUUGGGCAAGGCGUGCCUGAGAAUUACCUGGAGCUUAGGGCUGCACACGUUGUUCUGAAAUAA
Aspergillus puulaauensis is the source of this 561-nucleotide messenger RNA. RefSeq lists its product as uncharacterized. Bases 1 to 561 code for a protein of 186 amino acids. The record is from RefSeq and is a predicted model, not a curated record. Gene Ontology annotation, biological process: chromatin remodeling. Gene Ontology annotation, cellular component: Ino80 complex. Lineage: Eukaryota; Fungi; Ascomycota; Eurotiomycetes; Eurotiales; Aspergillaceae. The transcript has a single exon.